This is a messenger RNA of Salvia splendens (bonfire salvia), 518 nucleotides long. Its product is annotated as transcription factor ILI5-like. Lineage: Eukaryota; Viridiplantae; Streptophyta; Magnoliopsida; Lamiales; Lamiaceae. Gene Ontology annotation, molecular function: protein dimerization activity. Bases 9 to 266 code for a protein of 85 amino acids. The transcript has 2 exons. The record is from RefSeq and is a predicted model, not a curated record.
GAGAGAUUAUGUCAAGUAGAAAGGAAAGAAGUUCAAGAAUAACAGAAGAUGAGAUCAAUGAUCUCAUCUUGAAGCUGCAUCCAUUGUUGCCAGAUUCAAGUUCAAGGUGUAACACAAAGGUUUCAGCAACAAAGAUUUUGAAGGAGACAUGCAAUUACCUCAAGAGACUGCACAAAGAGGUGGAUGAUCUAAGUGAGAGACUCUCUCAGCUUCUUGCUUCUGGAAAUGUGGAUGAAGAUACUAUUAGGGCACUCCUCCGACGUUAAAUUGCUCGUGUGUUCGUUUACAUCUCGUAUUUUCAGAUAUCUUUUCGAAUUAAAUAUGAGAUGUUACAAAAAAAUUGAAAUGGAGGAUACAUAUAUAAGUAACAAUAUUAGGGUUUUGAAGAAGCUAUAGCAUUUGUCCAGAGCCUUUGUCUUAGCGGCAAGAAGCUUAGACAUUAUUGCAUGAGGUGCCGAGUUCUAUAGAAUUUCUCAUCCAUUAAUGUUGCAUGAAUAUAAAUAUAUGUAUUUCAAUUU